CCGGUGCACAUAAUUCUCCCUACUCUGUAUUUGAUCGUCUUCACCACCACCACCACCACCACCACCACCACCAUCAUCAUCGUCAUCAUAAUCAUCAUCAUCAGCAGCAGCAGCAGCAUCAGCAUCAUCAUCACCACCACAGGAGCUCCAGCACCAACGCUUUUUUCACUCCCGGUAUUUGCAGUGGUGAAGCUCGUUAUUUUUGCACCGUGACGCCGAGCGCCCGCGAAACGACCGGAGCGCGCUCACGUUACGGAGCCGCGAGAUUCCGCGCGCGCCGCCGCUUCAGCUCCGAGGAAGCAGUAAUAGUUGGUUGUUUCGCACGAGCGCCAAGGAAAAAAAUCCGCUCUUUCUAAUUCAAGAUCCUGUCGGUGCCCGACAAAACCUAGCACCGCGAGAUACAAACCGAAAGGGGAGGGAGGAAUCGCACGACGUGCGCGGUUGUAGCAGGACUACCCAAGGCUGGCUGUUCACUACUGGGAGGCAUGGCACAGACUAACAGCUAUGGACAGAGCAGCAAUGGAGUAGCUGAUGAGUCUCCCAACAUGCUUGUCUACAGAAAAAUGGAGGAUAUUAUCGCUCGAAUGCAGGACGAAAAGAAUGGCAUUCCCAUUCGAACAGUGAAGAGUUUUUUGUCCAAGAUUCCCAGUGUCUUUUCAGGUUCAGACAUUGUGCAGUGGAUGAUCAAAAACCUAGACAUUGAAGAUCAAGUUGAGGCUCUUCACCUGGGAACUCUGAUGUCUGCCCAUGGCUAUUUCUUUCCCAUCUCAGACCACGUGCUCACACUGAAGGAUGAUGGGACAUUUUAUAGAUUUCAGACUCCCUACUUUUGGCCUUCAAACUGCUGGGAACCAGAGAACACUGAUUAUGCUGUUUACCUCUGUAAGCGGACCAUGCAGAAUAAAGCCCGGCUGGAACUUGCUGACUAUGAAGCUGAAAGUUUAGCGCGGCUACAGAGGGCUUUUGCACGGAAAUGGGAGUUUAUAUUUAUGCAAGCAGAAGCACAAGCUAAAGUGGAUAAGAAACGGGACAAAAUCGAGCGGAAGAUUCUAGACAGUCAAGAGCGAGCUUUCUGGGAUGUGCACAGACCCGUGCCUGGCUGUGUGAAUACGACAGAAGCCGACAUCAAGAAAUCCUCCAGGAUGAAACAGCCACACAAAACACGCAAGUCAGUGUACGGUUUACAGAAUGACGUCCGCAGUCACAGUCCCACACACGCCAGCACACCUGAGCUUAAAGAGCCCACUGAGGAGGAGCUACAAGAACAGAUACAGUAUUGGCAAGCACAGUUGGACAGACAUCGAUUAAAAAUGUCCAAAGUUGCAGAAAGUUUGUUGAGCUACACAGAGCAGUACAUAGAGUACGACCCCUUCUUAACCUCACCUGAGACAUCAAACCCCUGGAUCUCAGACGACAAUACUCUCUGGGAACUGGAAGCCAGUAAGGAGCCGGUUCAGCAGAGGGUGCGGCGCUGGGGUUUUGGGUGUAAUGAGGUUCUGAAGGAUCCUGUAGGAAGAGACCAGUUCCUGAAGUUCCUGGAAUCUGAAUUCAGCUCAGAGAACUUGUGGUUCUGGCUUGCUGUGCAGGAGCUUAAGAAGCAGCCGAUCCGUAAGGUGCCCAAUCAAGUGCAGGAGAUCUGGGAUGAGUUUCUGGCCCCCGGAGCCCCAAGUGCCAUCAACCUCGACUCCAAGAGCUACGAUAAGACCAUGCAGAAUGUUAAAGACCCAGGACGCUACACGUUUGAAGAUGCUCAGGAGCACAUCUACAAGCUGAUGAAGAGCGACUCAUACAGCCGCUUUAUUCGAUCCAGUGCCUACCAGGAGCUUUUACAGGCCAAGAAGAAGGUAAAGUUCCACAAAAGACUGGAGACAACCAUUUAAAUACCCAGCUCAAGCAUGUCUGGCUAACAUAAUCCCAUCUGCUAUUGCUCUUCCUUGCCAUCUCUAGCCCAUGUUUGCUCUCUGCUGCCCUCUACUGCCCCUAUAGCUCCAUGUUUACUUCUUACUAUCCCACACUGUCCCCAUAUACCCCACAGCAUUGCUACUCUUGUUUUAUUUUUGCUCUUUGCUGCCAUUAUUGCGUUUUAUUGUCUUAAAUCCACCACAUCCCCCACCACGUUGCCCCACUCUGGCAGUCUUGGGGCAGGAGAAACUUCAGUGCAGACAUUGUCAUUAUCAUGCAGGAAGAUUUUCUCCACAGCCUGCAGGAUUAUGUGCCUUUUAUAUUCAGGUCAGCCUGAGAGAUGUGUUAAACAGACUGUUUUUUUGAUGUGGACUAAGCUCAUGUCUUCGCCGUCUCUCAGAACCAGAGAUUUUAUUCGUUUCUGUUUGAUAUUUUUCCAGCAUGGCUCUGUUUCUCUCUCUCUGUUUCUCUCUGUGUUUUUCUCUGUGUUUUUCUCUCUCUCUCUCUCUCUCUCUCUCUCUCUCUCUCUCUCUCUGUGUUAAAGCUUUUGAUCAUUUUCACUUGGCCUUGUUUGUAUUAAUUUCUUUCUCACUUCUGUACCUUUUUGCAUUGUUUCUUUAUGUCCAUGUUUUUUUUGCUGGGGUUCGCUCUCUUUUUCUGUUCUUUGUGUGUUGUUUUCUUUUUUCUGGUCUUCUGAAGCGAGUUCUGAAGCAUGUACACUAGGAACAGCAGAGAUUCAGAGAUUUUCUUGUAAUCGUGGUAAGUGUGGCUUGCACAGAGAGCUAAGCCCAGCUUGGUUCUCUCAGACUGAAUAUGUGAGGAUGACAGAGAAAUACAGUUUCAGCGAAAAUAAUUACAGCACAAUACAAUUAAGAUAUUUCCCUUCAAAAAGUCACUAAUGGUUUCGUGCUAUUGUCAGGAGAUUGUGACUUUAAACGCUGAUGACAACCGAGCCAUCCAUAGCCAUGAGCCAAGAAAGCCAAAUUAGCUGUGCUCUCUAAGCUCUAUCUGUGAGGGAUGGUGUUACAGUUUCUCCUGUCGAUCGCAGUAUCUAUGGCUUCAUGUACAGUAUGUGGAAGAGGGCAGAUAGCAGCUACCUCCAAGUGUGCUACACUGCCCUGUGAUUAGGCAUGAGCACCAACUGCUCUAGUUAAUUGCAAAAAGGGAAUAAAAAGGGGGUAGUUUAGCAUUUAAUAUGAACUCUGAUGUAUACAUUUAUUUUGAUGUUGGACUACUAAACAAUAGGUUCAAUCCCAACACCACCAGGGUGUCACUUCUGGGUGUCACACUUUACCCUCAACUGCUCGGUUCUAUAGAUGUAAUAAAUCUCUCUGGAUACGGGCAUCUUCCACAUAAUGCUAAUAAACUAUAAGAAGAAAAAACCCCACAUGAGGCAUCAGGAUGCAUUAGGAAGAUAAUUGUUCAACACAAAGCAAAUGGUCACAGUUUACAGUAAAGUUGUGGCUUUAUGAUAGAGUAUGUGUUUGGUUUUGU
Messenger RNA from Tachysurus fulvidraco (yellow catfish), 3396 nucleotides. RefSeq names its product regulator of G protein signaling 7b (gene rgs7b). Gene Ontology annotation, biological process: intracellular signal transduction; G protein-coupled receptor signaling pathway; regulation of G protein-coupled receptor signaling pathway. The coding region runs from base 486 to 1880 and encodes 464 amino acids. The transcript has 16 exons. NCBI's taxonomy places the organism in Eukaryota, Metazoa, Chordata, Actinopteri, Siluriformes, Bagridae. The record is from RefSeq and is a predicted model, not a curated record.